Momordica charantia (bitter melon) is the source of this 1455-nucleotide messenger RNA. Its product is annotated as alcohol dehydrogenase class-P. Gene Ontology annotation, biological process: formaldehyde catabolic process. Lineage: Eukaryota; Viridiplantae; Streptophyta; Magnoliopsida; Cucurbitales; Cucurbitaceae. The record is from RefSeq and is a predicted model, not a curated record. Gene Ontology annotation, cellular component: cytosol. Gene Ontology annotation, molecular function: zinc ion binding; S-(hydroxymethyl)glutathione dehydrogenase [NAD(P)+] activity; alcohol dehydrogenase (NAD+) activity.
AAAACCGCCACUCGGUUUUCUCUGUCCUGUUCCUCUAUAAAGUUCUCCAUUUCAAACAAAUCCCAUCAUCGAUCGUCAACACAAAAAUCCAAUCAAUUUUCAUAUUCAUCUAAAUUCUUACAAAUCUUUGAUCUUCUGAUUAACCCAUGUCGACUGCUGGUCAAGUCAUCAAAUGCAAAGCUGCUGUAGCGUGGGAAGCUGGAAAGCCACUUGUGAUUGAGGAAGUGGAAGUGGCACCACCACAGGCUAAUGAAGUCCGUGUCAAGAUCCUCUUCACUGCUCUCUGCCACACUGAUGUUUACUUUUGGGAGGCCAAGGGCCAAACGCCUCUGUUUCCUCGCAUAUUUGGGCAUGAAGCUGGAGGAGUUGUGGAGAGUGUGGGGGAGGGAGUGACGGAUCUGCAGCCAGGAGACCAUGUUCUUCCGGUGUUCACUGGGGAAUGCGGGGAUUGUCGCCAUUGUCAGUCGGAGGAGAGCAAUAUGUGUGAUCUUCUCCGGAUCAACACCGACCGCGGUGUCAUGAUCAAUGACGGCAAGACGAGGUUCUCUAUUAACGGACAGCCCAUCCAUCACUUUGUAGGAACCUCCACGUUUAGCGAAUACACUGUCGUCCAUGUUGGAUGUCUAGCCAAGAUCAACCCGGCUGCCCCUCUAGACAAAGUUUGUGUUCUUAGCUGCGGAAUAUCCACAGGCCUUGGAGCUACUUUGAAUGUGGCAAAGCCAAAGAAGGGUUCAUCUGUUGCAAUCUUUGGACUUGGAGCUGUUGGCCUCGCUGCUGCUGAAGGAGCAAGAAUUUCCGGGGCAUCCAGAAUCAUUGGUGUUGAUCUCAACCCAAGUCGAUUUGAAGAAGCAAAGAAAUUUGGCUGCAACGAGUUCGUGAAUCCAAAGGAUCAUAACAAACCUGUUCAAGAGGUGAUUGCAGAGAUGACCGAUGGAGGAGUCGAUCGGAGCGUCGAAUGCACUGGAAGUAUCCAGGCCAUGAUCUCUGCAUUCGAAUGUGUCCAUGAUGGGUGGGGUGUUGCUGUGCUCGUCGGAGUGCCAAACAAGGACGACGCAUUCAAAACUCAUCCGAUGAAUCUCCUGAACGAGAGGACUCUCAAGGGCACCUUCUUUGGAAACUACAAGCCCCGAACCGACAUUCCCGGGGUGGUCGAGAAGUACUUGAACAAGGAGCUGGAACUGGAGAAGUUCAUUACACAUUCUGUGCCGUUUUCUGAGAUCAACAAGGCGUUUGAAUACAUGCUGAAGGGAGAGUCCAUUCGCUGCAUUAUAAAGAUGGGAGAUUGAUUUGUUGAGGGAAGAAUCAUUGUUAUUGUGAUGUUUUUAAGUGUUGUGUGAGAACUCUGAAUCUUCGGUUUUUCGUUUGUUGAAGGGGAAAUUAAGAUGCGUUGAUGUGCAGUUUGAUCGUUACAGUUAUGCAUUUCUUCUCAAUAAAUUAUAACAUCACUUCAGCUUA